Messenger RNA from Durio zibethinus, 573 nucleotides. RefSeq names its product UvrABC system protein A. NCBI's taxonomy places the organism in Eukaryota, Viridiplantae, Streptophyta, Magnoliopsida, Malvales, Malvaceae. The record is from RefSeq and is a predicted model, not a curated record.
CCUCGGAAACUCUUCCAAAGCCUUCCAACAUCUGAUCUGGUCCAUAGAAUUUGGUUCUGAAAUAACCAAACCGAAGAGCAUAGUUGAAUAGUAGUUGACGAUAAGGAAAAGAUGAACCCUCAAGCAGACAAGUUGGUGAGGAGGACCACCAUGGUGGCUACUGUUACUGCUUCCUAUUUCCUCUUAACCGCUGAUUAUGGCCCAGAGCCUAAUGCUCUCGACCCCAUCAAGAAGACCAUACUAUCAGCGCAAAGUUCUCUGAAAGAGUUUAUCUUUGGAUCAAGGAAAGAACAUCAGGAAAGUUCACCGAGUUCCAGCAAUGCAAAAGAGCACCCGUAGUCUAUACUCCACAGGAUACAAAAUUAAGCAGUUAUGAGUUUUUGUCUAUUGAAUAAGGUUUUUAUGGUCAUUGACAUUGUCAGAAUGCGUGGAAAAUGUAAUAUGAGACCAAACUUCCUUGGUCCCUUUGAGUUUUCAACAAGGAAUUUUGGAUUGUGUGGUAGCGUGUACAUAAAGCUUUUGAAGAAGAGUUUCAAUGUCAGUCCCUGAUUAUUGACUACUAGUAAUAUUUAU